Molecule: messenger RNA, 1479 nt
Organism: Peniophora sp. CBMAI 1063
Lineage: Eukaryota; Fungi; Basidiomycota; Agaricomycetes; Russulales; Peniophoraceae
Source: the annotation of a GenBank genome assembly
AUGGUACCACGCGCCGAGCUCCUCCUGUGGGUAAACCUUCAUCUGGUCUCAAUUAUCGCGGAGACUUUCAUAUACGGAAUAUACUCCGUGCUUUUCUUCUUGAGCCUGAUCAAACUCAUUCGCAGUGGCCCUGGAGGCCCCGGGAAUAAUCUUCGCUCUUUGAUCUUCCCCUCCGCGAUUCUCAUGUUCUGCAUUGCUACGUCGCAUUUCGUCCUGCUACUGCAGCAAAAUAUGUCCUCAAACGAGCUGGAUCAAGGAGCAGCGACACUCGGAAGCGGAUUCUUGCCCUGGUACGGAUAUACCGAGGCUUCCCUGGAGAUUGCCAAUUGCCUUAUAGGAGACAUCGUGAUGAUAUCGAUUGCUAUCACGCUCGGGGACCGUCCCAGUCGAUCCCACUCAUCCACCGGUUCCCGCCUCAAGCUCUACGCCGUUCCCGCCGUGCUCCUCACUGCUUCCCUGAUCGCUGGUAUGGGUACGGUGCUGUCUUCAGCUGGUGUGGACAUUCUAUCGAAUGCGACGAACCCACACUUACGAGGCUUCACAAUCGCUUGGAUGGCUCUCAUCCUUGCUACUAAUCUCGUGUCAACAUCGCUCUUCAUCUACGAGAUUUCAUCUCGUCGGAGGGAGUACAAAGAAAGGAUGUUGGCAAGCUCCGAUAAACCCUUCAACGCGCUACUCUUCACAUUGACUUGCUGCGGCCUGCUUUAUUGCUGCACUUUUGCCAUCCUCCUGGUGCUCUUCCUGACGGAUAUCAAGGCCUGCUGGGUCAUGAAUCAUAUGAUCCCCCAACUAGCCGGCAUAUAUCCAAUAUCCACUAUUGUGGUCGUUGCGGUCCGAAAGUUUGGUGCAUCCCAAGCGCGCCCAAUCUUGCCCGCGCACUCUCGUCAGCUGAGCGAUAUGUCUUUUCGAAGCACUCGCGGGAUAGGAUUCGCUUCACCUAUGUCUGCAUCUUCCCUCCCCAACGCGAGCAGAAGCACCAUACCUUCAAGCCCUAUAAUACCGCCUGCCUCUCCGACCAAUCUGUCGGGGAGCACAUCGCGUCUUAGUAGAAAGCUCGUCAAGCUCCGGAGAUUCUCGCGCAAAGGUCCGAGGUUCGCCGUAGCACCGCGCCCCACCGGCAUGCUUAUCAAAGUGCACCAAACCGUACAACAUACUUUCGACGAUCUAUCCAUCUCGCGGACCUUCGUCUCGUCAAUGACUGGGGUGUUUCCAUCAACUCUCCCCGAACACAGACUUACGAGCUCCAUCGCCCGACCAAGGACAACAAUCAACCUGUUCUCCCCAGGAUCAUCAUGCGUCAAAGUUGGUGCACAUACGCCUGCGGAGGUGGCUCGUGGAUCGCAGAGUGAUGGUUAUGAGUCGGAGGAUGGACAUGGACUCGUCGUGGGGUCCGGGUCCAAUCUCGGGAACACGAAUGGGUCAACGACGACUGUGAGCGAGUUGGUUGUGGAUAGUGAACUACCAUCUUCUGUACCUUAG